This is a messenger RNA of Arabidopsis thaliana (thale cress), 795 nucleotides long. RefSeq names its product reverse transcriptase-like protein. Gene Ontology annotation, molecular function: catalytic activity; nucleic acid binding; RNA-DNA hybrid ribonuclease activity. The record is from RefSeq and is marked reviewed. Lineage: Eukaryota; Viridiplantae; Streptophyta; Magnoliopsida; Brassicales; Brassicaceae. The transcript is spliced from 2 exons. The coding region runs from base 56 to 691 and encodes 211 amino acids.
AAAACAGUCAUGGAUAGAGAUGAAGUAGGCACGAUUUCGAAGAAACGGAGGGUAGAUGGAAUAUACACCAAACCUUGAAGGUGAGGGUUCUAUUAAGGUCGUCGAAACUCAAUCUUCAGCGGCAAAAGUUUUGGACGACGUCGUCCACAGAUUGUACUCUAAGGGGUUGGUGAGUACGGAUAAUGUGGCGGCUGGAUUUGGGGUUGCCAUUUGUGAUCAGAUGGAUGAGUUGUUGUUUGAGAUGAAGGAAUCAGUGAGUGACGUUGAAGGAGUUAAGGUUAGGGCUUUGAUUCGUGGGUUAAGUGAAUCACUCGACUUAGGGAUCAGAAAGAUCGUGAUCUAUUGUGAUGACAAUGAGCUUUACCAAAACAUAACAAGUGGUAAAUGUAAACCUAAGCAGAUAAAAGUUGUCAAACAACUUAUAAAAGAAGUUCAACGCCUUAGGGAGAAAUUUGCUUCUAGCGAAGCAAUUCUGGUAGCCGAAAACGACAUUAAGUUUGCCUUUGAACUUGCAAGAGAAGCAAUUGUUUCUCAAACAACCAGUGCCGAUGAUGAUGGACAUGAUGGUGACAAUAAUGACGAUGAAGAUGAUAAUCCUUGGGCUUACGGUUGUGGUUGUGAUUGGUGUUUACCUGAUCCUCCCACUAAGCCCAAUUACGAUGCCGAUUACAUUGAAUUUUAUAGUCUUUAGUCUCUGUGUUUGGAUUAAUACAUAGAUUUCAAAGUUGUUUUGAAUUUUCUUUCUUUGGAUUUUCUAUAUUGUUAUUCGAUUAAUUUAAGUUUCAUUUUGCACAU